ACGAUAAACCAUCUGUGUUUCACUUUUCCCAUCUCUAAAAACGUGUAACAAACACGCGCGUUUUGUUUUUCUCCUUCAAUACGAUUUUUUAUUUCCUAAAUGGCUCUUCUCACAGAGAACCGUAAAAAACAGAAGGAAGAUCCGCCUUCCGAAAGUUCCCAAGAAGAAUCCGACGCGGAAGGCAGUCAGGAAGAUGGAAGCGAUGUGGAGGGCAACGCCGGCUGGGCGGAUUCCAUUCUGAAAGUACUGAAAACCACUAAACCCGAGACCCAAAAUAAAACCGUGUUGGCCCGUGCGAAAAACAGCCAAGGAUCCGUGCGAUCACAGAAGGCCAAGAGUGCUAAGAAGCCCGAAUACGACUUUGAGAUAGAAAAAGGCGAGGUGAAGGACGAAGACAAAGAUGAGGAUGAAGAUGAUGAGGAGGAUGUGAAGCCGGAGUCAUCUGCUCUAGAUGCCCAAUUAACCAAGCAACAGAGAAAGAAUGUGCCCCUGCAGCUUCGCGUAAAGCCCAGCUACCGGGACAUGGAGCGAGAACGAACGCUACGUAAAGUUGCGACGCGUGGUGUGGUUCAGUUCUUUAAUGCCGUACGUAUCCAGCAGAAGGAUCUGCAGCAGCAGCUGGAGGACGCUGGCCCCCUUGACAGUCGACAGGAUGCUGUGCUGAACAAUAUAAACAAACGGAAGUUUCUGGACGUACUGAUGAGCGGCAAAAGGGCCAAAUCCACAGCAAUAGACAAUGCUGUGAAGAAAGAGGAGGAUGACUCGGAUGAAGAUGAUGAAGAGGACGAGGACCAAACGGGCUUAUCCUCCAAAGGUAAAAAGAAGUCGGAAUGGAAUGUCCUGCGUGAAGAUUUUAUGACCAACAAGAAGAUCAAGCACUGGGACGAAGAAGACGAAGAGGAUAGUGAUCAACAGAAUCAAAACGAUGAUGCCGAGGAUAGCGAUGAAGAAGAUAAUUAGCUUUAAUUAUUUAAUAAAUAUUAGCUUUACAGUUGUUAGAAAAUGCAUUGUAAUUUCUAUUUAAAUCUGGUAAAAAUAUUAUGUCACCAUUUCCGCCUUGGA
Drosophila ananassae is the source of this 1062-nucleotide messenger RNA. Its product is annotated as RRP15-like protein. The transcript has a single exon. NCBI's taxonomy places the organism in Eukaryota, Metazoa, Arthropoda, Insecta, Diptera, Drosophilidae. Gene Ontology annotation, biological process: maturation of LSU-rRNA; maturation of 5.8S rRNA. Bases 100 to 960 code for a protein of 286 amino acids. The record is from RefSeq and is a predicted model, not a curated record. Gene Ontology annotation, cellular component: preribosome, large subunit precursor.